AUGUGUGUGUGCAUGCACUGCCGCAAGGAACGGGGAUGUCAUCAAAUACUAGAACUUUGUCUAUACGAACAACGGGAUUUUUCUUCUUUGUCUCUCCUUCUUUUGUAUGGAGGAAACAGGAUCUGGGAAUCGCGCCAGGUCAGGUGUUGUCUUCACCCUUCUUGGGAUUCCACCCACUCAAUAUAUAGGCCAUUGCGGACGAUCGAUCGGAAAGAUAACCAAGGAAAAAGUCGACCCCUCCCUGUUGGUAAGAUGCACCUAGCACUUGCACUCAAAACCCAAACAUCGGUAUGUCUAUCCGCCAGAGGAACGAAUACACAUGCACCGUUCAACCUGGACAUUCGAAAACACUAUUCACCUGGUCUGCAUCGUCUUGCACACUGUUUUCACGGAUGCCCUGUUUGCCCCAAGUCUGCAGUCGGCCGUAACAUUGAGAUAUCGUCAGAAAAGAAUCGAUUCAACCAAGACCAUUUCAUCCAUGAGAGCAGAGACGAAAUGUGGUAUAAGCAAAAGGGGUAUCAAAAUACGCGCCAAGUCGAAGAGAAGAGUUGACCUCGCGAGAGAUCGUGCAUGUAUUGAUUGCGCACGCC
Colletotrichum destructivum is the source of this 590-nucleotide messenger RNA. RefSeq lists its product as uncharacterized. The transcript has a single exon. The record is from RefSeq and is a predicted model, not a curated record. NCBI's taxonomy places the organism in Eukaryota, Fungi, Ascomycota, Sordariomycetes, Glomerellales, Glomerellaceae. Bases 1 to 552 code for a protein of 183 amino acids.